UGGUCGUAAAUUGACGUUUCAAAGAUGUAAUGCCCAGUGACCAACGAAGGCAAUUUCAUUCAAUGUUUAAAUAUUUGGCAAACUGCAGAAUAAUGCACAGAAAUGCGGCCGUUUUAACUGUUAUGUGUAUACUAUUGUGUCUUACAUUUAAUUACACCUUUCCCUUGCACAGAGAAGGCACAAAAUGGUUUAUGGAUGCUUAUAAUAACCAUUCAAGAAUAUGUGGCAAAACAGAGCAUCAAAAUAUUGCAGAACGAACCAAAAAAAUGGCAUCCAACAUUGAAAAUGCAUUGAGAAGAUUUAAAGAUUCCACACAAGACAUUUCUAAAAAUCUUCAAGCACACUUAAAUACUGUUAAAAAUGCUUUGAGCGAAGAAGAUCUUCGACAGUAUGAACAACUAGUCAUAAUGAAGAAAUAUCCCUAUUUGGAUCUGAAAGAGAUUGAAUUAAAAUACAGUCCUUCAGACAAAAAUGCGCGGCAAAGUGCUAAAUACGAAACUGGGAAUAACUAUGCUGGCGAUCCAAGCAUUUGUGAGCCUAUGGAAGAGGCACCAAACGUAGAAAUAACCAACAGGGGCCUCACAGGAUUUGCAAUACCGGCAAAGAUAGUGAAAGCCACCAAACUGUUGGAAAAUAAGUUGAAAUUAAAUAAUAUCGAAGACUCGGCGGUAAACCAUAAUUUAAAAUUAGCUACUAACCUCCCUGAUGUUUUAGGGAGUCUCCGAGAUGACAUUGUGUACUAUGAAGAAAAGAAAAUAAAAUAAAAAUAGUUAAAAAGUGUAUUUUUCUGAUCACAGUGUUAUACCUACGUCUUUGGUUUUUUUUUCUAACAACAAACAACAUCUAUUCAUGCGACCGAAUUUACAAUUGUAGUGUACAAUU
Trichoplusia ni (cabbage looper) is the source of this 882-nucleotide messenger RNA. RefSeq lists its product as uncharacterized. The transcript has 2 exons. The coding region runs from base 30 to 764 and encodes 244 amino acids. NCBI's taxonomy places the organism in Eukaryota, Metazoa, Arthropoda, Insecta, Lepidoptera, Noctuidae. The record is from RefSeq and is a predicted model, not a curated record.